Eimeria mitis is the source of this 609-nucleotide messenger RNA. RefSeq lists its product as uncharacterized. The coding region runs from base 1 to 609 and encodes 202 amino acids. The transcript has 2 exons. Lineage: Eukaryota; Apicomplexa; Conoidasida; Eucoccidiorida; Eimeriidae. The record is from RefSeq and is a predicted model, not a curated record.
AUGCGGCUAACAGAGCAUCAGCAGCAACGGAAAGUGCAGCAGAAACAGCAGCAGCAGCAACAGCUGCAGCAGCAGCAGCAGCAGCAGCUCACAUCAACCGGCAUUCUUGUCUGCUGCGGGGUCAUCCUGCCGCUCCCCACCGCCACCACCUCCGCCUGCUGCAGCACCCGCUGCUGCUGCUGCGGCGCCAGCAGCAAACCCCCAGCUGUCUUGUCUGAUGGCUUCAGAACACGGACAAACACUCUGCAGCAGCAGCAGCAGCAGCAGCAGCAGCAGCAGCAGCAGCAGCAGCAGCAGCAGCAGCAGCAGGGCAUGCUUCAGCAGCUGCAAACACUGCACCCGAGCAGCAAACAGCAGCAGAUGCAGCAGCAGCAGAAACUGCAGCAGCAGCAGCAGCACUGUAACAGCAGCAGCACUCCAGCAGCAACAGCACUUGAGCAGCACUACAACAACAACAGCAGCAGCACCACCACCACCACCACCAGCAGCACCAUCACCAGCAGCAGCAGCAGCAGCACCAGCAGCAGCAGCACCAUCACCAGCAGCACCAGCAGCAGCAGCAGCAGCAGCAGCAGCAGCAGCAGCAGUACAUGUCUCCAAUGGGUUUAA